Molecule: messenger RNA, 6630 nt
Organism: Oncorhynchus mykiss (rainbow trout)
Lineage: Eukaryota; Metazoa; Chordata; Actinopteri; Salmoniformes; Salmonidae
Product: alpha-2B adrenergic receptor-like
Biological process (GO): regulation of smooth muscle contraction; platelet activation; G protein-coupled receptor signaling pathway
Cellular component (GO): plasma membrane
Molecular function (GO): alpha2-adrenergic receptor activity; epinephrine binding
Source: RefSeq, a predicted model, not a curated record
ACAACAUUGAUUCAACCAGUGUGCCCAGUGGGAGAGGGAGAUGGCAUGGUCUCAUGACGCCCGUAUUGGCAUCACUCCGGUUGGAAAAGAGAGAUGAGAGGAGAGACGCUUCCAUUAUUAGACUGGUGCUCACGGUCACGCUCACUCCUGGAGAUGCGCGCGUUGCUGCGAGACCAACCGAUAAGUUCGAGGAGAGAAUCGGCGAGGCGCUGAACUCAGGAGCACCGCUGCGUGAAGAGAUAGCCUAGCCUUCUGUAGGUUACACUCGGACAUGGAGAGACCGAACUAGGGUCUACGAGCCAGUCAAAGCAAGACUGCGCAUUAUCUGCACUUGGAUAUACCCAACAACGCACCCACACAUUCAUCCCAAACCGAGAUGAGGAACAGCUAAACACCACGAAACUGAAACAACAACUCAACAACUCAAUAUGUAAUUUGGACUGCGCAACUGCGCAACUUGGAGUUAUGUUGGACACGGGUUUGUUUUCAUGAAUUCCAAACUUGUAUCGUUACACUGAGGACGUGCUCACGUUACAACAUAAACGAAUAAGUGCCAUUCAGAGACAAUUUAUUAUUUUAGGAAUCCAUUUUGCUUGAAUAAUGUCCAGGAUUAUGCAGAUGAAGUGAGUGACAUACUUUGGUAACGCGCGCCAGUUAGUCUGUCAAGGCUUGACCAUUUUAUGAGCUAAAUCUGUUCAAACCAAUGUUUUCUUGUCCUUAUAGGAAAACAACUGCAUACCAUUUGAUAUUUAUUAGAAUGAUGAUAGGCUGUUUGUAAGUCAUUUGUCAACUUUAACAUUGCUCAGAUAGCCAUCCCGCUGGGCACACACUGGUUGAAUCAACGUUGUUUGCGCGUAAUUUCAAUGAAAUUAUGAUGAACCAAUGUGGAAUAGACGUUGAAUUGAUAUCUGUGCCCAGUAGGCUGCUGUGUGCAUCUCCAUUUGAGAGACAGCGGGGACUUGAGCACACUAACAUCUGAAGUAGGCUCCCCUGCCCAGUUUGUAACUGGUUCCCAUUCUCUUGUGUUGCCUUGUAUUAUAGGCUGAAAUGAUAUUUUAAGGAUAUUUCUGUGACCACCUGGACAUAACUUUCCGCUUCUUUAAAAUAUUCAAACAAUUAAGCAGCUGUGAGAUUACGAUCAAUUCUGUUUCAUGUACUGGACAACUUUUAAUGGUUUGAACGGAUUUAUUUUCAGACAGCAAAUAUAAUUGCUCUCUCCUUUAUUCUGGCGCGCUCCACGGGCAUAGUUUAUCGUUUGGCUGCUUAGAACGAACUUGGAGGAUGAAACUGGGAGGAGGAGAGGGAAUGAACAGCGAUAACACAACAUUAAUACUUUUAGUUAUAGCCUAAUGUUUUUUUCCUAAACUUUUAGGAUAUAAUUUUAUGUCAGCCAUUCUCAAUAUAAAACAACGUUACCAACAGCAUCUUUAUUACAAUAACAUUUUAUUCUCACAUUAAUCAAGUCCAUCCAUCGUGUUACUCAUGGCUUCACCCUUGAAUAGUGCAUGUUCAGUGGGGCUGGGCGACACUAAUGGUUCGACCAGCGGUUUGUCUCUUCCCUGCAAUCAGAGCGUCUCUUCCCUGCAACUGGCCCCCUACUCCCCCGAAUCCACGGCGCUCUUCGCUACAGCCAUCACCCUCAUGGUGGUCUUCACAAUCGUGGGAAACAUCCUCGUCAUCAUUGCCGUCCUGACCAGCCAUGCACUCCGAGGACCACAGAACCUGUUUUUAGUGUCUCUAGCGGCUGCAGACAUUUUGGUGGCGACCCUCAUCAUCCCAUUCUCCCUAGCCAAUGAACUGCUGGGAUACUGGUACUUCAAGUCUCUGUGGUGUGAGAUCUACCUGGCGCUGGACGUUCUGUUCUGCACUUCCUCUAUAGUUCACCUGUGCGCCAUCUCAUUGGACCGUUACCUGUCCAUCAGCCGGGUUACCUACUCUCGCCAGCGCACACCCAUGCGUAUUAAAGCCUCCAUCGUGGUGGUGUGGCUCAUCUCGGCCAUAAUCUCCUUCCCUCCUCUUCUGUCGCUAAAUAAGAGCGAGCCCGGCGGGGAGGGGAGUGAGAGGGGUCCUCAGUGCCAACUGAACGACGAGCGCUGGUACAUCCUCUACUCCACCGUCGGCUCCUUCUUCGCCCCAUGUCUCAUCAUGAUCCUGGUCUACAUGAGGAUUUACCAGAUCGCCAAGCAGCGCACACAGAACCCGCCAGGCGAGCCCAGGAAAGACGGGGUGGGCUGUGCCACCCCAAGUCAAACCCCUCGGGGGAUCCAAGCCAACGGGAAGGAGGACAGAGGGGAAACCCCAGCUAUGCCCCACAAAACCACCAGCGUCAGACCCCCCACACUGGCUGUUACUCCAUCACCGUCCCCCGACCAGGCCAAUGAGACCCCCUCCCCUCACAUCCCCACCACCCAAAACCUCCUCCAUGCUCCGGUUCUAUCCCUAGCUCCAACCCCAACCACCACCUCCCCUCCUACCUCCCCCCUGGAUCCUUCACCCUCCUUGGUCUCACCGUCUCACUCCCCCACCAUCCCCCCACCAUCCCCGGCCAAACCCAAACAUGGGGAGAAGAAGGUGAAGGGGAAGAAGGGAAAGAAGUAUAACAAUAAUAUGGACUGCUCAAAUAGCUCUGACAGUGACAUGGAGAACGAGGAAGGGGGGAGGACUGGAGUCAACAAUCCUAGCAUGGCUGGUUCAGCCGGCAUCCAUUCUCCAGCCACCAUCCAGAAGUACAGGGACAUAAUCGCCACCUCUAAGGGGGCUCGGCUGGUGGCAGGGAGGAGGUCUAAGCCGGAGAGCACUCCGGGAGCAGCACGUCGUAAAGCCAUGGUGAACAGAGAGAAGCGCUUCACGUUCGUCCUGGCCGUGGUGAUCGGAGUGUUUGUUGUCUGUUGGUUCCCUUUCUUCUUCUCCUACUCGCUGCAGGCCAUCUGUCCUGAGACCUGCUCCCUCCCUGAUCCCCUCUUCAAGUUCUUCUUCUGGAUUGGCUACUGCAACUCCUGUCUGAACCCUGUCAUAUACACCAUCUUUAAUCAGGACUUCAGAAAGGCCUUCAAGAAAAUCCUCUGUAAGAACACCAAGGGCACCUUCUUCUAGACUGAAUGCUCUGUAAGGACAACAAUGGCAACCUUCCUUUAGUAAAGAGGCCUUAAACAGAUGACCUGUAAGGUCAGUCCUUUCUUUUCAGUCCUCUCUAAACUCUUUGAGGUGUAAAAAACAGCACAAAUAUUCUGUAAACAUUCUGACUGAUUUUAGAUUCUAAUUGAUGAUGUUACGAAGGGCUGCCAAUUCUAUAACGCUGAAUCAGAACAGCUGUAGGAUAGCUCACCUUGCAACAGAAAGAAACUUUUAGGGCUCGUUGUUUUAGUCCCUUGGUACGUAGCUGCAGACAUCUAGCCGCGACCUGGAGAACUGUGACUGUCCAUUGCAAGGGCAUUGUCUGGGGAGAGCAUGUGCAAAAUAUGUUACGUGAAUUCUACUCUGGGGGGCUUUAGAAUGAUACUGUGUAAGAAUCCAAGGGCAUGAUCCUGAUCCUUUAGUAAAAGGUAGGAGGUAUGUUCUGAUCUAUGAGCAUUACACAGUAUGUGUAGAGAGUGCGGAAAGGAAGAGAGAAGGAGGAAAAGGAAAAGAAAAUGCCAUUUUGGAUUUUUAGUCACUCGUGACAUAAAGGACAUGUUGCUUGGAAAAUGACAGUGCAACGCUGCUCUCGUCAAAAUAUGACUGACUGACUCACAUUAAGGUUGUCUGGGAAAUCUGUUUGAUUAAAAAUGGAGAAACCUUUGGGUAUAGCAGUACACCACUGCUCACUGAGAACUCCUGAUCAAAACAACAGUCUUGAGCGCUGCCAUUCAAGGACUUUAAAGCGAUGAAGCAAACAAAUAUCCUUUUAUCAGCCGACUGAUAAACAAAAUAGAACAAUGCGAGGAGAUGAUAGGCCAGACCUGUUGGCCUGUUUAAGCACCACCAGAGGCACUUCUCUUUAUCAAAGGGCAGAACCACGAGGAACGCACAAGACCCUGGUCGCCUUUCCACUUACGCCUGCAUAGUUACUUUUAUCCUGCCUCAGGAAUAGCAUGUGUUCCUGUAGAGAUGUUAUCCAUAUGAGAGAGAGAGAGAGAGAGAGAGAGAGAGAGAGAGAGAGAGAGACAACAACAGGACUCUAACUGUUCUUGAGACAACUAACUCCCUCUCAAACUCUGAUGCCCACCACUGCUUUCAUGUGGGGCUUAGGCUAUAUUUUGAAAGACUCUGUGUUUUAAGGUGCAUCUCAAUAGUCUAUUGUGGCUUCCUCUGCUUGUGUCUUUUCCUUCAUCUGCACUGAAAAACAAAGGAUAUAGGUGGAUGCAAUAUGAAGGAUCAGGCAUUUGUUUCCACAUCUCUGUGUCAGUGCAGGUGAACUAAAAGAUGAGGAGAGUAAACAGCAUAACACUAUUGUUAUACACCCCUAUAAGAGAAUUUGAGUUCCAAAUGGCAACCUAUUCGAUAUAUAGUGCACUACUUUUGCCUAGAGCCCAUAGGACUCUAGUCUAAAGUAGUGCACUAUGUAGGGAAUAGGGUGGAUUGUAUCUAAAGUACUAAAGUACGGAAAUGUAUGCACUCACUACUGUAAGAGGCACUUGAUAAGAUCGUCUGCUAAAUGACUAAAAUGUAAAUUUUAUCUGUAUAUUGGGUCUAUAUAGCACAAUUUCAAGCAUAUCACAUUUAUAAGAGGAUAAAUACUUUCCCAAAUCCCUUGACAAGGAACGCAAAUUUGGGACAUUUAAGGAUUUUUUGGAAUGCAGUAUAGUCGUACAUAUUUUUUUUCUUCUAUCAAAGACACUGGACAGUGACUAUCUGGCUUUGUUUGAGUGGAUUCAUCUGACUUCUGCCUGAAAGGACAUUGCUAUUAACGAACACACUGCUCCCCAUUGAACAGAACAGAACAGUAGCUGUCUAUGAGAGGAGGAACUCAGCCACGUUAGCUCUACUGCUGGCCUGACACAAACACUUCAAACGGUCUUAAAAACACUCCAGUUGAUAUUGACUAUAAUACUGAAAGCACAGGUCAUGUUCAUCCUCAGCUACUUCUGGAAGGACAUUCAUCCCAUAAGAUAAUAUAGUACUUUAUUAAGCUCCCAAAUGGCAAAUAUGGGAUGGAUGAAUGAAUGAAUGGUUGAUUGCUUGAUAGAUCAAUGAAUUGAUUGAUUUGGGAAUGUACCUGCACUUGCUGACUGGAAUUCUACCUAGCACAUUCCUUUAUUUCUGAGAGGUACUGCUACUCUUUACAGUUGUUCUUUAUGUAUUUCUCAGAGACUGUCAGGUCAUGAUGCUUUUUGUGUUUCUCCCUCACAGAGGCUAUGUCUGUAACUGUGUAUGCUAUAUAGGUGUUAUGACACUAUGGUACAAGGAAUGUCGGCAACAACACUUCUAAUCUCCCAUUGUCAAUUUUUGCCGACCCUUGUCUAUGUGAGAGAGACUGCAUGAGUGUGUAUUUUCUAGUGAUGCACUUUUAGUGGUACCAGCUGCAAGGGUCUGGUAAACUUAUGUAAAAUGUCUGGGGUACUCAUGGACUGUGCCAAAGCCUCCUCUGGCUGAUAUUGUAUACUGUAGCCCUCCACAUAAUGGUAAGCACAGAAAACUGAUGUAGAUAUAGAGACUCAGGCCAAAGAUCUCUCCCCCUGAGGGACACUAGUCACUAGAUGGCCAUGCUUUGAAAGUACAUUAUCUAUUUGUUCUUCCUUUAGGGUUAUAGUUAGUGUUACGGAUAUGGGUAAGGUCAAAGGCAAGGUUGGGGUUAGUUGCAAUUGCUUUUUGUAGUGAGAAUUGUAUUUUGUGGAACUCCGUUCCGUCCUUUCAAGCAUGGCCGUUUAGUGAUGCCAGCUGACACGGACAGAGCGGGACUCAGAGUGACACUGUCAUGCUCUAAUAAGGGGCUGUGAUUGGAUAAGCUAUAUGUAUUAUUUAUUUAUUUAGGCCAUUUUGAGUUUCCUGUUAGUUUCAUAUUUAUAGUUUUCUUUCUUUCUGACUGUGCUCUCCAAGCAAGGCAAAGUUAAUGUGAACAAAAUACUGUAAAUACUGUAUAAAAUCUGAAUAUGUUGAAUGAGAUUCAUUGAUUUAAAGUCAGCAGAGGAACAGGAUUCAGGAGCAGACGUAUGUUUGCAGGGGUUGGGGUCAUUUCUACUGGAACUCAGUCAAUGCAGAAGAUGAAUGUCAUGAUUUGAAAAAAUAUUCUGAAAUAUUGGUAAAAUCUGGGUCGUGGACUUUAAUUUUCCUGCAGCCUUUUUGUACUUAUUUAUUAUUUUAAACUUGUUUCUUAAACAUUUUCAGUGGUGUUUUGUAAAGACUACCGUGCUGAUGGGUGGUGCUUUAAUAACAGCCUGUGGUUGCAGAACCAUGGAGAUCAGCAAACAACCGCACUCUGUGUUGGCACAAAUCGUUCUGCGACAAUAACAUUUACAUUUUAAAAUGCGAUUGUCAUUGAACUUUUGGUGCUAACAGGGCAGCCAUGAAAACUCAAUGUAUAGUGAAUCAACAUCCCCAUCAUCAUUCUCCCUACUCUUCUGACCUGCCUGGACUCUUUUUCUCCCCCUGCUGUGUUUGACCCUGGCCUUUCUCCCUCUCCCUCCAUUUGGAAAUAAAGCAGUUUAAUAAGCA